GCGCAGAUUAUAUUCAACCAGUUAUACUACAGCAUCAGGGGAGUUUUCCACAUAGGGAUAGUGUGAAAUGAAAGUAAAAGGAGAGAGAGAGAGAGAGAGAGAGAGAAAGAAAGAAAGAAAGACAGACUGCGCUGCUAAAGGAGACUAAAACCCAGAGGAGCUUAAAGAUGGCCAGCACUACUAUACCACUUACUAAUGUACAAAGUGGCUACACCAUCGUCACUCAGGUCAUUCCCACAUCAACAGAACAAAACACACCUGAGACACCAAGCCCACUGCGCAAAUUCCUGAAAGGAGAACCCAAAGCACUGGGAGCUGUCCAAAUAACAAAUGGUUUCUGGAUGUUUUUCCUCGGCCUGGUGAGCAACACUUUACCCAUCUUCAGCCUUUACAACUUCAUAUUCUGGGUCUCAUUGCUCCACAUCAGCGCUGGUGCUCUGACUGUCUCAGGGAGCAAGAACCUCCAACCCUGUGUGGUGAAGGGUGCUAUGGUACUGAAUAUUCUUAGUGCAAUAUGUACAGUUAUCAGCAUCGUUAUGCUUUCCCUUGAUUUGGUUAUGCAGCUGAACUGCUACAGAUGCAGCAAUUACUCGGGCUCCCCCAUUGGUGUUAUUGGCAUUUUGCUGUUUUUUUCCCUGCUCCAGCUCGCCAUCUCCAUCAGCACCUCAGCUUUUGCCCGUAAAGCCACAUGUUCAAAUAAACCUAAUCUGAGCGUCAUCAACAUGGUUGCAAAUCCUGAGAGAUGUGUUGCUCUGGACAAUUCCUUCCCAGCUCAUCAGGCUCACCCCCUGAACAUCAUUAACAUGGUUCCAAAUCUUGAGGGAUAUGUUCCUGUGGACAAUACCUUCCCAACUCAUCAUGUGCACCCAGGGAUCAGCACAAGCACCACUGUUCCCAUGAACAGUUUGCCUGUUGAAAGUCCUCCAGCAUACAGUGAAACAUACAACUGAAGAUAAUAAUAAAAAAAAAGGAUUAUGUUAUGUCCCACACCCUUUUUUAUUUUUAAAUUGCAUUUUAUUCUACUGGCACACUACAUCCAUAAUAAACAACACUUACUGUUGGGGGCGGGGGGCUUAAUUGAAGAGCCCAGAAGAAAUGAGCCCAGACAAAAAUGUAGGUGAAAAUGUCCAAUGGUUUUAUGUGACAGACCAACACAAAGAGGCCCAUAAUGGUGAUGUGGAAGGAAAACAUUUCUUCUUCUUUCUUUUUUUUACCAAUAAACAUCUGAAAAAAUGUGACAUGCAUUUGUAUUCAGCCCCCUUUACUGAAAACCUUAACUAAAAUCCAGUGGACCUGAUUGCCUUUAAAAGUCACCUAAUUAGUAAAUAGAGUCCAUCUGUGUAUAAUUUAAUCUCAGUAUGAAUACAGCUGUUUUGUGAAGUCCUCAGAGAUUUGUUAGAGAUUGUUAGUGAAUAAACAGCAUCAUGAAACCCAAAGAGCACACCAGACAGAUCAGGGAUUAGGUUGUGGGGAAGUUUAAAGCACAGUUAGAUUGUACCGCAGCCACAUAAAGGGCACCUUUUAUAUACUGUAGGCUAAGGUAUGCAAGCCUGAUGACAAAAAAAGCUGCAGUGCUCUAUAAACCAUGUCUGGGGUAGGUUUUAAUUGCCUGUGAACAUUUAGUGUAUUGGUUCCUGCUCGGGCUUUCACGAGGGUGGACUGCCAGCCAGCACAUGAAAAUGGUGAUGCACACGGUCACCUGACCCGGAUAUAAAGCGCACCCGGAAGAAGCUCGAGGGGGAAGAAAGUUAGAAGAUGCAGCGUGCUGACUUUGUGAUCACAAUCCUACAGAGUAGCAAAGAGUAUUUCGGAGAUUGAACUGUUGAGGAUUUUCCCAAUUUUUGGAAUAUUGCCAACCGGACUGCUUCAGGAGUACUCAAACGCCGAUAUCAAGCUUCCGGUUUAUUUAUAUAAUUCCGGUGAGCCCCACACUUUUGCAAUAACCUGGACUUUGGACACUCGACCCAAACUCACACUCUGCUUUAAUUUGUAUAUAUUUCGUAAAUAUUGUUUUCUUUGUUUGUUUUGUUGCACU
Clarias gariepinus (North African catfish) is the source of this 2035-nucleotide messenger RNA. RefSeq names its product membrane-spanning 4-domains subfamily A member 5-like. The record is from RefSeq and is a predicted model, not a curated record. Gene Ontology annotation, cellular component: membrane. Bases 168 to 950 code for a protein of 260 amino acids. The transcript is spliced from 9 exons. NCBI's taxonomy places the organism in Eukaryota, Metazoa, Chordata, Actinopteri, Siluriformes, Clariidae.